Xylona heveae TC161 is the source of this 1512-nucleotide messenger RNA. RefSeq lists its product as hypothetical. NCBI's taxonomy places the organism in Eukaryota, Fungi, Ascomycota, Xylonomycetes, Xylonales, Xylonaceae. Gene Ontology annotation, cellular component: nucleus. The record is from RefSeq and is a predicted model, not a curated record. The transcript has 3 exons. Gene Ontology annotation, molecular function: RNA polymerase II transcription regulatory region sequence-specific DNA binding. Bases 200 to 1357 code for a protein of 385 amino acids.
CCUCGAUUCCCUGCCGGGCCGCCUCCUCCACCAGUUUCUGGGGUCCAGUCGCAGCCGGGACAACUUCCCAACCAACAAUGUCAGUGUCUUUUUCCUCUUCUUCCAUUCCAGAUAUUCUAAAUUGCUUGCUUUAAAGUCUUUGACCUUAUUCGCCUUCCCCCCUCUUUUCUGCUUUGUUUACCUAUCGCGCGAGGUAGCAAUGUUCCGGCGCAGGAGCAGUCGUGCUAAUAAACCAGCAGUAUUGGGUUACAAUGACUGGAACCUGGGGGUUCAAGACAUGCAUAACUUUCACCCGUCCUACCUGUUCAACGCACCCGAGAUGACCAACGAAUAUAACCUGCUCGGCGACUUUCUCAGCACAAGCCUUCUUGACGACGGCGGCAUGUACUCGGCCGAUGAUCUGCACAGUGUGUUCAACGACCCCGCGUUGCUGGGAGCAAUGGCCACAAAUUUGGGUGACGGGGCUGGGGGUACUGCACUGGCUCCGACGCAACGACAUCCAGCUCAGCAACAGCGUCCUCCAAUCGCGGCGGAUGCGACGGCGGCGACGGCGAUGAUGACAGGUGGACCAAGCGCAGCCGCUGAGGGUGGUGGUGCCGCCGCUGUCAGUGGCAGUGCCGCGCCCACUGGUGGACCCGCAAGCAACGCGCUUACCCGGCCCGGCGGCGCUACCGCACCUAUCGAUAAGGCCCGCGAAACGUACUACAUGACGGCAGCGGACCCGUCUGGCACAGAUGCGCCCGAGGAACGCAUGCAACGGCUGCUCAAAGCAAAGUAUGAUGCUGGACUGCUGAAACCGUUUAAUUACGUCAAGGGAUAUGCGCGGCUGAACCAGUACAUGGAGCGCCACAUGCAGCCGAGCUCACGGCAAAAGAUUCUCCGACAACUGGACAAGUUCCGGCCCAAGUUUCGAGAGCGCAUGCAAUCUCUGACCGACAUUGAGCUGGUGCUGGUCGAAAUGUGGUUUGAGCGAUCGCUGAUGGAGUACGACCGAGUCUUUGCAAGUAUGGCCAUUCCCGCAUGCUGCUGGCGACGGACCGGAGAAAUCUUUCGUGGAAACCGAGAAAUGGCAGAACUCAUCCACGUUCCAAUUGAAAGUUUGCGCGAUGGCAAACUUGCCAUUCACGAAAUCAUUGUCGAAGAACAUCUCGUCAGCUAUUGGGAGAAAUUUGGCGCUAUUGCUUUUGAUAAUACCCAAAAAGCCAUGCUCACGAGCUGUACGCUCAAGAAUCCCGAUCUCAAUUCCAAAGACCCAGAAAUCCCUUGCUGUUUUUCGUUUACUAUUCGUCGUGAUACCCAUAAUAUCCCAUCCAUUAUACUAGGAAACUUUUUACCCAUGGAUCCUCCAAAACGAUAGUCUUGUGCAGUGCCACUACCUGACCUUUUCUUCCUUUUUCUCUCCCUCCCUGUUUCGUGGAUCGCAGGUUCUUGAACAUCGACUGUAGAUGUCCUGACUCCUUUUAUUUCCUUUUUUUUUUUUUUUUUCCUUUUAUUGUUUUUACUCUGUGCCGU